Thermochaetoides thermophila DSM 1495 is the source of this 579-nucleotide messenger RNA. RefSeq lists its product as uncharacterized. The record is from RefSeq and is a predicted model, not a curated record. The transcript has 3 exons. Gene Ontology annotation, molecular function: zinc ion binding; metallocarboxypeptidase activity. Lineage: Eukaryota; Fungi; Ascomycota; Sordariomycetes; Sordariales; Chaetomiaceae. The coding region runs from base 1 to 579 and encodes 192 amino acids. Gene Ontology annotation, biological process: proteolysis.
AUGGUAACCGAGCAUCUAGCCUACCAGCUAUUAGCGAGCUAUGGAAAGGACAAAGAGAUCACAACCGCUCUAGAAAACUUUGACUUCUACAUUCUUCCUAUAGUCAACCCCGAUGACGCCCCCGAGACAGCAGCACUAGCACGGCACAUGCGCAGGGUGAAGGAGCGCCAAGGGCUGAAGCUCUUCGUAGAUUGGCAUGCUUUCGGGCAGCUGGUGAUGUACCGACACACCUGCAAAAGUUCCUCCCGCCUACCCUCCAAGCACCCUCUGCCAAGGUUAGCUCGCCGCAUUGCAGCCGCAAUGAAUUCCGUUUAUAACAACCCCUACAAAACUGGCACUGCGUGCGAGGUGCUGUACCCUACUACCGGGUCAGCCGAGGACUAUGCAUGGGAUGUGGUGGGCGCAACGUACAGUUUCACGAUUGAGCUGCCUCCACGAACACAUCAGGAGGGGAAGAAAGGGAAGACAGGGUUUCAUUUGCCUAAGGUGCAGAUUGCUCGGGCCGGGGAGGAGGCGUUUGAGGGGGUUAGGGAAAUGAUGAGGUUUAUUGUGAAUGAGGAUAAUUGCAAGGAAGAGUAA